AUGCCUGAGCAAUACGAUGCCGUGGUCGUCGGCGCCGGCCCCGUGGGCCUCAUGUUCUCCGCGUGUUUAGCCCGUUUGGGUGGCUACAAGAUCAAGCAUAUCGACAAUCGCGCCGAGCCAACGAGUAUCGGCCGGGCAGACGGCAUUCAGGCCCGCACCCUGGACGUGCUUAAUACCAUGGGGCUCAAGAGGCCCCUCUGGGCGUACAACCCGGGCCUCAUCUACGAGGUUGCCUUCUGGGGUGCGACUCCGGAUCGGAAGAGCAUCCAGCGUACCAGCACCAGCAAGGGCUACCCGGAGCACGUCGACACCCGCUACCCGUUCACCACCAUCCUGCACCAGGGCCGCAUCGAAGCUGUCUUCCUCGAGGACCUCCGCUCGCGCGGCGUCGAGGUCCAGCGGCCUUGGACUAUCCGCGCCGCCACGUAUCGCGGGCCAGGCUCAGAGUACCCCGUGGACGUGGAGCUGGUCAGUGUCGAUGGCUCGACGACGGAGACCGUGCAGGCGAAGUACGUAUUCGGGGCGGACGGCGCGCACAGCGCUGUGCGAGAUCUGUUGAAGAUCCCCAUGAUUUAUAAGGAUCCGACGGUGCAUGUAUGGAGCGUGAUUGACGGUGUGGUGAAGUCAGAUUUUCCAGAUAUGCAGAUGAAAUGCACAAUCCGUUCGCCCCGAGGCUCCUGCAUGAUCAUCCCUCAGGGCAACAACCGCGUGCGCAUCUACGUCCAGAUCUCGCCGGAUGAAGGCAAGAACCUGUCCAAUAUCCAGCGCAUGGCCAACGAGAUCCUCAACCCAUACCGCGUCGAAUGGGAGUCCGUCGACUGGCACUCAGCCUACCACAUCGGCCAGGGCAUCUCGCAGAGCUACUCGCUGGACAACCGCAUCUUCAUCGGCGGUGACGCCUGUCACACCCACAGCCCACAGCCCAAAGCCGGCCAGGGCAUGAACUACGGGCUACUAGACUCGCACAACCUGACCUGGAAGCUCCAUCUCGUCGAGUCCGGCCUGAUGAGUCGCGACCUGCUGCACACCUACGAGGAGGAACGGCGCGCGGCGGCCUCGCGCCUCAUCGACUUCGACGCCACCUACGCCGGGCUAUUCAGCUCGCAUAAUCCCUCCCAGCAGACCAACGACGAGUUCGUGCGCAUCUUCAAGCAAAACGCCCUUCUCACCAGCGGCUACGGCGUCGAGUACCCGCCCAACACCCUCACCCACGCCGACACAACCGCCCCCACCGCUCUCCAGCCCGGCCGCAGCUUUCCCCCCGUGAAUCUAACACGCGUUAUCGAUGCCUGCGAGAUUCCCCUUGAGCGCGAGGUCCCCUUCAACGGCAGCUUUCACGUGUAUGUGUUCGCCGGCGCGCCAGAAGCUCAUCACUGCGCACUAGCCGACUUAGCGGAGUACCUCGCGGACCGGGACUCCGUGUUCUCAAAGACUGGGGACCAUCGCGAAGACCCGGACAUGUCGUACGAAGGGCGCCAUAACCCGCACUCGGGGCUGUAUACCUUUUCCAUCGUGUUCAGCGCUGUGCGGGCGUCCAUCGACCUCGCUGCUCUGCCGCACUUCUUCCGUCCCUACCGCUACCACGUGUACUCUGAUGAUACGCGCAGUCGGAAGCUGCUUCCGGGCGGAGUGGGCGCGGCGCAUGCAAAGCUGGGAUUUGAUGUCCAGGAAGGCGGCGUGGUGGUUGUGCGGCCGGAUGGGUAUGUUGCAUGUGUCGUGAGGCUUGUGGAGGGGAGAGAGACGGGGGAGGCGCUGGAUCGGUAUUUCGCUGGUGUGUUGCCUAGUUAG
Messenger RNA from Aspergillus steynii IBT 23096, 1788 nucleotides. RefSeq names its product phenol 2-monooxygenase. NCBI's taxonomy places the organism in Eukaryota, Fungi, Ascomycota, Eurotiomycetes, Eurotiales, Aspergillaceae. The coding region runs from base 1 to 1788 and encodes 595 amino acids. The record is from RefSeq and is a predicted model, not a curated record. Gene Ontology annotation, molecular function: FAD binding. The transcript is spliced from 3 exons.